UUGAACAGCCUGAUAUUAUUCUGGUGGAAGCUAUGGAUGAUAUUGAUUGCAAUUGCAUUAUAUUAAAUACAGAGCUACUUUUGCGUUAUAGGAAUGUUUUGGAACGUACUGUAGUAACGGGUUCCUUGAAAGAUUUGCACAUUUACACUUGUAUUUUUGAUGAGAACCGAAGGAAGGAAACUAUGGUACCAAUAUUGAAACCAUGUUCACUGAAUUUUACUGGUUCUAGUCCGACUUUACAUGGCAUGCAUAUCGAUAUAUGUGUUACUGAAAUACAAGUCUUUUUAUCCCCAAGUAAAUACAAAAUGUUUCAUAAAUGUCGCGUCUAUUUUCUAAGAUAAUGUGAUUUGUGUUUUGAUUAGAUGUCAC
This is a messenger RNA of Ctenocephalides felis (cat flea), 369 nucleotides long. RefSeq names its product vacuolar protein sorting-associated protein 13-like. The record is from RefSeq and is a predicted model, not a curated record. Lineage: Eukaryota; Metazoa; Arthropoda; Insecta; Siphonaptera; Pulicidae. The transcript has 2 exons. The coding region runs from base 33 to 341 and encodes 102 amino acids.